This is a messenger RNA of Talaromyces stipitatus ATCC 10500, 2031 nucleotides long. RefSeq lists its product as uncharacterized. NCBI's taxonomy places the organism in Eukaryota, Fungi, Ascomycota, Eurotiomycetes, Eurotiales, Trichocomaceae. The transcript is spliced from 2 exons. The record is from RefSeq and is a predicted model, not a curated record. Bases 515 to 1861 code for a protein of 448 amino acids.
ACCCAACAUUAACAACUUCCGCUUCGACUACAACAACAUCUCUCAGUCACUCGUUUCCCUCGUACGUUCUUCGUCCAUCCACCUCUCGUUAAAGAGGCUUAACAUCCGGUCAUCAGCCUGCGACAAUUUUUAUUCCCCGCCGACCGAUCGAUCGAUUUCCUUGUUUCAGAGCUUCUUCAUCCCCUGCGUCUCACCUGCGCCGUUGAUUUCGUCAGCCUCCAGCGUGUCCACCAAGGGUAUCGGCUAGUUGACUUUAUUUCAUCGCAUUGCCUGUUAGAAAUGGCCUUCGUCGGCUAAACAUCAACUAACGGACAAUCAACCGACGAUACCCCGUGGUGGGAUUUACCUUAGAAGACUUCGACUUCCAGGCUAUGGAGGCUUGACGUCUCUAGCCUUCAUUUGCACAUAUACCACACUCGUUAUUACCGCUGUAGACCGGCGACGAACCAUUUACUCAAGUUACGACCUUGCCUUCUUUGAUUUUGUUGUUUGCUUUAAUUGAUACCUUUUCACGAUGAGUUCUACAAACGUCCUCCGAGACUUCUCCUCACACCUCACCUUCCGUAGCUGCGUUACAUGCGACACAGAACCUGUGUGCAACUGUGCCGCCGGUGAGUCUUGUAUCGAAUCGAGCCGAACGUGUACGGCAUGUCCAACGACGACCUGUAUGCCAGCAGCAUCCACCUCAGCACCCUCAUCUACUUCAUCUAGUGGCGGCUCAAACGCCGGAGCUAUUGCAGGAGGGGUCAUUGGAGGUAUCGCUUGCGUCGCCAUCGUCGUGUUUCUGAUAUGGUGGUUUGUGAUUCGAAAGAGACGCCAGGCACAAGCUGCUGCUCAGCCUGCCGAGAAUUCGGUUCGGCAUGAACGCAGCAGAUCUAUGCAAUCGAUCGCUUCGACAGUUCUUACUCGGGCUUCGAAUGUCAUUCAAAUCGCGUACAUUCCUGGUGUCACCAAUCGCUCGUCCCCGGAAACCCCGGGAACUCUGGUUCCUCCCGUCCCUGCUAUUCCAAGCACACACGUUUCUACAUACAGCGGCGAUCAAUAUCUCUUUACACCACGCGAUCUCCGAGAUUCGCGUUACACUGCCACCAGUGAUCGCCGCAGUAUUGCUACUAGUCUGGCACGAAGCAGUGUUGCUACUACGAUCUACAGACACGAUGCCAUUGUCAGUCCAGUUCCCGCUCAGCAGGUUCGCGCUGCCAAAGCCGCCGUGGUCAGCGUUAAGACGGGAAACAAUACACCCAGUGAUUCGCUUUCGUUGCGUACCGUCGACGCACCCGCCGUGCCAGCCAUUACAGAAGCUCAGCUACAGAAAGCUGGCAAGAUAAAACCACAGCUCAGUUCCAUUGUUGCUCGUUCGGUUGUCGCUCGCCCAGUCAACGUCAAGGGACCGGGAUCAAAGACGAAGGUGCCUACAGUCUCAGAAGAAGAAACUCAUUCGGAUGACUCAGAAUCCGCGGCAUCACACUCGCGAGCCAAACAGCUGAGCAAUCAGAACUCGACAUUCGAUGACUCGUCUGAUGACAGUGAUGAUGACGAAGUCAAUGAAAAGGGACACUCCAACCCAGCAGCAGACAAUAUACAGAUUGCGUUAUCGUCGCCUCAAAAUGAAGGUCCAUUCUCGGAUUCCCAUGUAGCAGGAACUCCAAGAGUAACUGUGAGCACCGCCACCAGUAUCGCGCCAUCAGCAGCGACUGAGGCCGUGUCUACCUCUCGUGCCAGCAUGGACAGCAACAAUGGCUCAUCACAUCGACAAAGAACCAGCAUAGGUUCGGCUCAAAUGUUGGAUAACGCCAUUGCUCAUGAUGCUGCUACACACCGGUCAUCGAGUCCGUUUGACGACCAACACGAAAUCAAAUAAUUGAUAUCCACAUCAGACAUAUCUCUCUUUUAUACCAUCUUCUUGUACGUAGUAUUUAUUACAUUUGCCUUUCGUCAUGCAGGCGGCUCAUUGUUUUACGAGUUGGCUUUGAACUCUAUGAGAGUCUUAAACAUAUCUUCAAUAUUAUUUAUGACAAUUCAUUCAUUCUC